UGCAACCUGUUAUAUGAGCUCGAUCAGCUUGAUCAAUUGUGUUGGUCCAUCAAUGGGUGAAUUCCCAAUGUGCAGGAAGAAACUGGAAGGCAAAGUGGCCGUAGUUACCGGUGGUGCAAGUGGCAUUGGAGAGGUAACUGCAAGACUUUUUGCCAAUAAUGGUGCACGUAUGGUGGUGAUUGCUGACAUCCAAGAUGAACUAGGCCAAAAAAUAGCCAAAUCCAUUGGCUUGAACACUGCUGCCUACAUCCAUUGCGAUGUUAGCGAUGAAGAGCAAGUGAAAGCUAUGGUGGAAUGGACGGUCCAAAACUACAAGCAGCUGGACAUCAUGUUCAGCAAUGCUGGGGUUUACAGCAAGUCUAACCAGACAAUUCUUGAUCUUGAUUUCCCAAGCUUUGAAAACCUGUUUGCAAUCAACGUUCGUGGUAUGGCUGCUUGUGUAAAGCAUGCGGCGCGCGCAAUGGUGGAAGGGCACGUCAGGGGAAGCAUUGUGUGCACGGCGAGUGUGGCUGCUAGCUGUGGAGCGAAGAAGCACAUUGAUUAUUUCAUGUCAAAGCAUGCAGUGCUGGGCCUGGUUCGAUCGGCAAGCAAGCAGCUUGGGGUGCAUGGCAUCAGAGUGAACUGCGUGUCACCUUACGUGGUUGCUACGCCAUUGACGUUGCAAGCACUUGGGAUGGACGCCGAGCAAGCUGAGGAAGUGGAGAAGAUUUAUGAGCCCUACGUUGUCUUGAAAGGGGCUCUAUUGAAAGCGAAACAUGUUGCCGAUGCAGUGCUGUUUCUUGCAUCUGAUGAUUCCGAGUGUGUCACAGGACACAACCUUGUCGUUGAUAGAGGCUACCUAGGCGCUACCUAAAUAGUCAACUUCCAAAACAGUCCAAAAACAAAAAAUGCUAUAAUAGAACUUGUCAUGUGACCGAGAUGUACUACGUACCUAACGUAUAAAUUAAUAGAAUAAUGUAAAAUGUGAUAGGCAUGUGUGAUGAUACCUGCAUGCAGCGUGUACACACACACACAUAUAUAUAUAUAUAUAUAUGUAUAUGUAUCUUAGCAUGUUGAACCAAUUAAUAUAUA
This is a messenger RNA of Carya illinoinensis, 1071 nucleotides long. Its product is annotated as (+)-cis,trans-nepetalactol synthase NEPS2-like. Bases 14 to 853 code for a protein of 279 amino acids. Lineage: Eukaryota; Viridiplantae; Streptophyta; Magnoliopsida; Fagales; Juglandaceae. The transcript has a single exon. The record is from RefSeq and is a predicted model, not a curated record.